Lachancea fermentati is the source of this 966-nucleotide messenger RNA. The record is from the annotation of a GenBank genome assembly. NCBI's taxonomy places the organism in Eukaryota, Fungi, Ascomycota, Saccharomycetes, Saccharomycetales, Saccharomycetaceae.
AUGAACGAUGAUAGCUACUCAUAUAACACGCCUCCACCGCUGCAACCGCUAAAUGUACCGCAACCUACGUCCUCAGGACAGCUGUUGAAUGGAAAUGAGCACUGCGUUGGGCAUCGGCCGACAGGCUAUCAGCAACCGCAAUCACAAUUACAAGCUCAAUCUCAAACAUAUUACUAUGCACAGCAUCAGUAUAUGCCAGUAAAUCAGGGUUAUAUUCCGGCAUACUAUUCGCCAUACCAUAUGUAUGGAUACCAGUAUCAGCAGCAUCAGCAGCAAUCGCAACCACAGCCGUACGGUACCCUCUGGAACGGGAAUGGACCUUCAAUUGACGGUACUACUUCGAAGAGCCUCCAAUCGUCGGCCACAAAUAAUCGUAUGGAAUAUGACGUUGCUGGAUUGAAAACUAGGGCCUCCUCCUAUGAUAGAACUGAUCAACGCGACAAGGAUUACGAGAACAAAGAGGAUAAUGUCUCGGAGGCAAAGGAAUUAGACUCCAUGUCAAACACGAAAGAUACCGUAAAAGAGUCUGUGGUUCCGAUUCCUGGCACAUCCAUCACGCUACAGACAGAAGAAGACAUCAAAAAUUGGCGGGAGGAGCGUCGCAAAAUGUGGCUCUUAAAAAUAUCAAAUCAAAAAGAUAAGCACAGGGCUAAUUUAGGAGUCGCCGAUGAUGAAAUGAGCAAUAGAGGCGUGUUCCUCGAGGGCAAAAGAGAAAAACAAUUUAUCCAAAGCAUUCAAAAUCAAAUCACUAGAUUCAAUCCCAAUCAAAACCUCAACUUGAAAAUACUUCAAAGAAGUAUGGCAUCCGAAAAUGGCAAACUUCUAAGUUUUAUUAAAGAACUGGGCGACGCAGGGCUACUCGAGUACGAACUGACUGAACAGGAGAAGGAAAGGUUAUUUGGCGGUAAUAUGAGGGUUAAGAGAGGUUCCGGGGAAAACCAGAACAAAAAAAACAUCAUUCUUUAG